Diutina rugosa is the source of this 414-nucleotide messenger RNA. RefSeq lists its product as uncharacterized. Gene Ontology annotation, cellular component: Ragulator complex. Bases 1 to 414 code for a protein of 137 amino acids. Lineage: Eukaryota; Fungi; Ascomycota; Pichiomycetes; Serinales; Debaryomycetaceae. The transcript has a single exon. Gene Ontology annotation, biological process: signal transduction. The record is from RefSeq and is a predicted model, not a curated record.
AUGCUCCAACUGAAACAGAUAUCCAAGGUGCUUACCCAGGGACUUCAGGAAGUGCCUGCCGGGUAUGAAUCCACCGUGCUUGAGCGGCUGCCUCUCGGUAUCUCCCUCCUUUCGCCUGAAGGCCACCCGCUAGCCACCGUCACCAACGAACUGGCGCUCAAACAAGCAGAGAUAUCUGCCGAUAGCCUUCGUGUCCACGGGCUUAUUGGCUACCAACACAUGGAGCAGCACCCGGACCAGCUGUGGGCGUUGUGUGAGAUCGAUCCACGGCUCCAGCUCAUGGUAUCUCGUGUGGCGACGGCUCAGCCUCGGUACCUUGUGGUGUACUACCAUUCAGGGUUUCCUCGGGCAGCGGCCAAGCUCAAAUUGGAUAAUAUGACUCAGGUGUUAGCCAAAGGGUUAGAGGGAUACUAA